GAGAGGAUGCACGAUGUUAUGUAACUCCUAGGUUUAUGCUUAUGAUCAAUUAGGACGACAAAUCAGAUGAGACUUUUCAGAAAAUGCUCACAGUGGAUUGAUUAGACAAACAUUGUCGAAGCAUAAUCAAAAUCAGACGCUCAAAUUCGAGAGUUUACUCUGAUGUGUGACUGAGAAAGAUCCAAUUUUUUUUUUUGUUUUUCCUGUUUCUUAUUCUUCUUUUACUUCUUCUUCCGGUACGUUUCUAGAUUCAAAGUUUCAGUUUUUGAAUUCAUCUCUUUUUCUUCCGAAUAUUUGCUUCAGUUAAAAUCCCAACCUUCGUUUCUGGGUUUCUAGCCCCAUCUUUGUUUUCUCUUACAAACGUUUUCCGUAAAUCUUGUCCGAUUGGAUUUUGUUACCAAAACUCUAUAUUAUAUUGGGAUUGCUUACAUAAAAAGCAAAUAAAACUGUUUUGGUAGCCUCACAAAAAACUGGGAUUCUUGUCUAAGUAACAGUGAUUUCCGAAAGGUGUGAGCUUUUAUAUGAAAAUGACGGUGGUGGAGAUAGAGGAAGGGGCUAAAGACAAUGCUGCAUCGACCCUAAAAUCGAGGCUCGCAAACCAAUCAAGGGCUCUUUUGUCGAUGCGUCUGCUUCAGAUUUUGUUGCUGUUCCUUGUUUUGACUCUUGGGAUCUCGCUUGUUGGUGUGCACAUGAUCAAGUUCUUGAAGAUCCAACCUUUGGCUCCUGUUGCUCCAACCACUCUGAUCUCUGCGCUUGACCAUGGCACUGUUUCUUUAGAGAGCUUUAUUAGGCCACCUUCGAAUGUCUGGCACACAAUGAACGACACUGAAUUGCUCUGGCGCGCUUCCAUGGAGCCACGGAGGAAAGUGUAUCCGUUUAAACGUGUUCCUAAGCUGGCCUUCAUGUUUCUCACCAAAGGGCCUUUACCAUUUGCUCCGCUCUGGGAGAUGUUCUUUAAAGGACAUGAGGGUCUUUACUCAAUCUAUGUUCAUGCCUUGCCUAAUUACAAGUCGAAUCUUUCAAGGUCAUCUGUGUUUUACAGAAGAUAUAUCCCAAGUCAGGCUGUGCAUUGGGGAGAGAUGAGUAUGUGUGAAGCUGAAAGGAGGCUUUUAGCCAACGCGUUGCUCGAUUUCUCUAACGAAUGGUUUGUUCUGGUGUCUGAAUCAUGCGUUCCUCUGCGCGGUUUCAGCUUUGUCUACAGUUAUGUCUCUGGAUCAAGAUACAGUUUCAUGGGCAGUGCUGAUGAGGAAGGACCCGAUGGGAGAGGAAGAUACAGAGAUGGGAUGGAGCCUGAGAUCACACUUGGCCAGUGGAGAAAAGGGUCUCAGUGGUUUGAAAUCAAACGGGCACUCGCUCUUGAGAUUGUGCAAGACACAACUUACUACCCAAAAUUCAAAGAGUUUUGUAAACCUCCGUGUUACGUUGACGAACACUACUUCCCUACAAUGCUGUCUAUGAAACAUCGGAUCUUUCUGGCUAACCGGACAUUGACAUGGACAGAUUGGUCACGCGGCGGUGCUCAUCCAGCUACUUUUGGCAAGGCUGAUAUAACGGAAACUUUCCUCAAGAAGCUUCCUGGAGCUAAAGCCUGUCUCUACAAUGAUCAGCGAUCUCAAGUUUGUUAUCUCUUUGCUAGAAAGUUUGCCCCGAGCGCAUUGGAACCCUUACUGGAACUUGCACAUAAGAUUCUUGGGUUGUAACAGGAUCUUGAACUCGUCGAUCUUGGUUCUUUUUUUUUUUUGAUUUUGAGAUAAGUGCUUCGGUUUAGAGUAAUGAUGAUAGACAGAACAGAUCAUUAAUUAAUGUUCCUCCUCUCCCACAAUGAUAUUGAUGUUACAGGUAUUGUGAAGGUUAAACGUAAUUUUUUUUUUUUGACCUGACAGAUGAUUGAAUAAAGAGAAGUUUAGUUUUUAGCA
This is a messenger RNA of Thlaspi arvense, 1916 nucleotides long. NCBI's taxonomy places the organism in Eukaryota, Viridiplantae, Streptophyta, Magnoliopsida, Brassicales, Brassicaceae. The record is from the annotation of a GenBank genome assembly.